AUGUUUUGGGCGAUUUACUUCCGCGAUGUUAAUCUUCUGGCCGAUACUGAGGCAAUGCGCACCUACCCUGCGUGGCACAUGCAUGUCACGGUUAGUGCGUUACGAUUUUGCGACGGUUUAUUCAGCACACCCUCGUGGCAUUAACUGCUGUUCUGGACAUUGCACUUAGUCGCCCGACUUCCUUGCCCUACUUCGGUACCGGUAUGGUACUGUUGGCCUAUUAUGGCAGCUAUGCCGUCUAGUAAGCUCCUUUACCAUAACUAAAUCCCCAGUACUGAGUGGCUCAUCAACACCCAGAAAGUCUACGUAUAUCCAGUGCUCAAAGUGUUAUCGACCAACGGCCGUUAUCAGUUUUACGGAAUUGUCUUCGCUACUGCGUGCAUAGUCUUCCUCGCGUGCGCGUUUCUUAUCAAGCUCCUCUCCGGUCAGCGUCGCAAGUCAAAGAAGGAGAAGGCAAGGAAUAGGAAGCCCGAGCCGUCGGCCUCACCAAAGCCGAAGACCUCGCCGCAGCCUACGAGUACGUGUAAAAUUGCAAAUUAUUUGCCUUGGUUUGGUGCUUGUUUCUUUACUUUAAGAAAUGCAACAUAUGGCCACACCAAUAGAGGUUUAACCCAGUUUUUGCUCCCGCCUGUUUUCAUCGAAUGCGGACAGACUUAGUUGAUCUCCGAAUAAGGCUUCUUGAGAUUGCCAUAUAACCCUUCUACGCAAUUGAUCCCGCAGUAUGUAGCCAUGUAGACCGCAUGCUCGCCCUUAGUAAACGACUUCACUACAGUCAUUUUGCAAAAUGAGAAGCGCACUUGUAUUCAUGUUAACUUACUUAUCAUGGACAUGAUUUUUUCCGAAUUCCGUUUAGCUGGCAAAAAGGCGAAGCAAAAGAAACAGGACUGA
Molecule: messenger RNA, 888 nt
Organism: Spirometra erinaceieuropaei
Lineage: Eukaryota; Metazoa; Platyhelminthes; Cestoda; Diphyllobothriidea; Diphyllobothriidae
Source: the annotation of a GenBank genome assembly